AUGGAUGAAAAUGUUAACGUCUUCAAAGACCCUGUUGCAGACCCCAACAAAAGGUCAAAGAAGGGUCGGCUUUCUCUUCACAGGACACCAAGUGGAGAUUUCGUUACUCUGGAAGAGGGGAAGGGUGAUCUGGAGGAAUACGGAGAGGACUUGCUGCACACUGUGUUCAGGAACGGGAAGAUUGUAAAGACGUACACCUUCGAUGAGGUCAGAGACAAUGCCAAGCUGAAGGAAAGCGAAUUGGAGGAUCUGCUGCUCUGAGAGUGUUUCCCAUCAGCCCUCUCUCCACCCACACCCACCCGAGAGAACCUGCGUCCCGACAGACGUGAGGACACACAGUUACCCAAACGUUCAGUGUACAGAGCUGUUCUAUGUUUCUGUCUACUGACUCUGUUACGCUUCAGUGUCUCUUUCUAACGGCGGAUGAGAGCAGUUAUCAUGCUAUUUAAAUCAUUUAAUUGUGUAUUUGACCAAGUGUGCUACUGAUCACACGUCUUUGCAGGAAUGGAGACGUUUAUGUGUGCGUAUACCGCGAGAAGAUUUCGCUUUGCCUGACUGUAGGACUGAAAGGUAAUCGUUCUGUGUUUGUUGAAUGUGAAUGUUGUGUGUAGGGCUUAUCACUUUAUCAAAGGAUUGAUCUAUUCCUUUAUGCAAAGGAGACGGCUGAACUAGAGGGAUACUUUCGUUGGCCUUUUGUUUAUUUUCUGUUAUUUCUGGAUUUAUUUGAAAGAUGAAACCUAAAAGAGCAUGUUUAGGUCGCAUUUCACUCUUAACUUCACUCAACUUAAUUUUGCGUAAAGAAAUUAGCAUUUUUACAUUAUUUCCAUGAUAUUUAAGCAUAUUUUACCACCAAUUCCCAUUACUAUAUUGUGUCCAGAUGGCUUACCUUUAUUUUCACUGUAAUUCUUGACAUUCUCAAUGGUGAUUCUCUUUAAUCAUUCUCUGAAAAUGUUGAAAAUUUGAUGUUGAAAUUUGAACAUUGAGAAAUUAAAAUUUCAAAAUGUGCAAAAAUUAAGCAUAAAUUAAAGGCAGCACACAUGCUGUGUAAAGACUGUAUGUAUAUAUAUAUAUAUAUAUAUAUAUAUAUAUAU
Messenger RNA from Sinocyclocheilus grahami, 1091 nucleotides. Its product is annotated as nicotinamide phosphoribosyltransferase-like. Gene Ontology annotation, biological process: NAD+ biosynthetic process. Bases 1 to 261 code for a protein of 86 amino acids. The record is from RefSeq and is a predicted model, not a curated record. Lineage: Eukaryota; Metazoa; Chordata; Actinopteri; Cypriniformes; Cyprinidae. The transcript is spliced from 3 exons. Gene Ontology annotation, molecular function: nicotinamide phosphoribosyltransferase activity.